Molecule: messenger RNA, 2442 nt
Organism: Tricharina praecox
Lineage: Eukaryota; Fungi; Ascomycota; Pezizomycetes; Pezizales; Pyronemataceae
Exons: 4
Coding region: 198-2090 (630 amino acids)
Biological process (GO): DNA-templated transcription; regulation of transcription by RNA polymerase II
Cellular component (GO): nucleus
Molecular function (GO): RNA polymerase II cis-regulatory region sequence-specific DNA binding; zinc ion binding; DNA-binding transcription activator activity, RNA polymerase II-specific
Source: RefSeq, a predicted model, not a curated record
UUGCACCGGCACCUCACGCGUUCGACCGGUACGAAAGGAUUGCGCCACGGUUCGAUGCUGUGGUAGCCGAAAGGACGACGGAGCCCCCGUUCGUGAAACCAGUGCAUGUUCAAAGCCAACAAUUGCCGCAGAUACAGUAUGUCGAUCAUGGCGUGGAUCGCAGAAUCUUGAGAACCAGUGCCAGUCAUGCCAGUCCUAUGGAGCAACACCAAGUACCGAUAUCUCGUCUUUUGAGCGCGCCUGGUGACUGUGGCCCACGCAGCACUACUUCGGAUGACCGCAAUGGUGGCAUCUGUAAUUCUGCGGACAGGUUCACCGCAGAAAGCAAGUUCAAGGACAAGCCGUUCGUUAGGGGCAAGAAUGCGAAGAUUCGAUACUUUGGGAGGAGCCAUAUGUCCACCUUGAUGACGCAAUUCGAUGGUUUGCGGUGCUUUAUGCGAGAGGCUGCACCGCUGAAUCCGACUCUUUCCCAGUUCCGCAAGGAUUUUAAUGUGUGGAAAGAACAUAUUCGGGCCGAGGAAGAGCAAGAGGAGUUUCCAUGCUUGCCAAACCUUCUGGAAUGCAUGCCGCCAUCGUCGGAGGCGGACGAACUGGUCCGCGUAUACAUGAAGAUGUUCGAGUCGACGCACAGGAUCUUGCACAUACCAAGCUUUUGGCAGGAGUAUAGGGAAUUCUGGAGGGACACGGCAAAAGCUUCAUCGGCGUUCGUCGCACAACUGUUGCUCAUCAUGGCCUGCGGGAUGUUGCUGCAUCACAAUUCGGGAGAGGCCGCCGACCCGACCCUGCCUAUGGCGAACGCGCAAACGACGCCCCGCCAGACAGCAGUACAAUGGGUGCAUGCGGUAGAGCGGUGGUUAUGUCACCGGCAAAGACCUGACAUCACGCUUAUCCGCAUCCACUGUUUGCUCAUCAUCGCGAAGCGGGUGAACGCGAUCGAAUUGCAUGCUCUAUGGAUCUCGGUGGGUACGCUUGUCAGGUUGGCCAUGACCAUGGGACUGCACCGGGACCCCGAUUCGCUGUGGAAGGUAUCUGUCUUCCAUGCCGAAAUGCGGAGAAGGCUUUGGGCGACGAUCCUGGAGUUGGAUCUGCAGGCGGCGAUGGAACGCGGAAUGCCAAUCAGAGAAGGCAAUUACCACGACUGCCGCCCCCCGUUGAAUCUCAACGACUGGGACAUCAUGGAGUCGACUGAAGUACCCCCCGACCCGCGGCCCAGUAACUGUACCGAGACAUCAUUCCAGAUCGUGUUACUACGUUCUCUGCCUGUCAGGAUGGAGAUUGCAAGACUGGUUAAUAGCCUCGAUGCGAAUCCACCCUACGAAGAAAUUCUUAGAUUGGACAAGGAAAUCACACAGUACCUGCAAGACAUCCCGCACAAUCUCAAGAUCGAAACGACUUCAAAGGUUCAUAUUGAAGCCGGGCUGUCGCUGCCAAAGCAGUUGCUUGAUCUUUAUUUGCGUCGCUUCCUUCUGUUGCUUCAUUCACCCUUCGCAGCACAAGGGAAGGAUCCGAGAUAUAGCUACUCUAGGCACGUGUGCCUAGAAAACGCUACAAUGCUACUCUCGAAUUCCAAGCAGUUUCAGGAUACAACAGUUCUCAGAGCACUAUACUUCAAGGACGAGCACAUGCAAGCCGCCCUGACUAUCUGCCUAGACCUGUUCAUCAACAAGCCUAACCCGGGACUAGCAUUGUCGAGGGACAUGUUGCACAUCUACCGAGACUCAUCAUUCGCGCUGGUGGAGGGUGCGCUUCAGCUGCUCGAGUCCCGCGUUCGAAUCUUGGGAACAGUCAUCAGGGAAUACUUCUUCCUCUCGAUGGUCCUGGCGUUCGUCAAGGCCAAAGAGUCGCCCGAGCUAUCGGAGCGGUACAUGAAGCAGGCUGCGGACCGCUGCAUCAGAGUGUACCAGGGGUUCCCGAACCAGGAAUUUGUGAAUCCUUCUCCCUCCACCCUGGCGGCAGACGAAAGACCGCCGAGCGAUCCUGCGCUGCUGGACUUCAUAGCGGAGUACGACGGUCUGGACUUUUCAACCGACGAUAUGGACUUUGGAUUGAUGGCGUUAUGGGAUGCGGACUAUCAGGCGUGGGCAACGUAAUAUUUACAGCGGGCCAACUAAUACCUUUGAUGGGGAGUUAAUUGGGUGUGUUUUUGGGGAUCAUUUCCCGGUGGAUACCCGUGUGUUUUGGGGGGGGAUCACGGUAGAUACCCAGCUUAUUAGAGAGAGAGAGAGAGAUGUUCAGUUUAUUUGGCAUGCAGCCUAUCUAUCUAGACUACCUAUGGCGAACCGUCGCACUCCUUUCCCUAGCUUGUUAGACGGUACUUACACGAUCACGGAGAGGUUUUGUUGUGAGUGGUGUUACGUGACUGGAAAUGUACUGGAGACUAGUAGGGACGGAGAUGUAGAGGAACUCCCGGUCCCAGGUAUUAAACCGUGAUGUUCAUUGUGG